UCUCCCAUCAACUUACAAAUAAGUAAACAUUUAACGUUGAAUAGCAACCAUGUUUAGUGUAUCUAAUACUAUUGUUUUGUGCUUCCUCUCGAUACUCUUACUCUCUUCAGUUGCAAUAUCUCAAAAAUGCAACCCACAAGAUAAGAAAGUGUUGCUCCAAAUAAAGAAGGAGCUCAACAACUCUUCCCUUCUAGCCUCAUGGAACCCACACACAGAUUGUUGUCACUGGGAUUGGAUCGAUUGCCUCGGCACGACCAACCGUGUCAUGUGGCUUGUUUUCCAAGCCCCUGACGUCCCAGACACCAGAGCCAUAGGCCAUAUACCCCCUUCUAUUGGCGACCUUCCUUUUCUUGAGCGUUUCGAGUUCCAAAACUUUCCCAAAAUCAUAGGUCCAAUCCCAUCCACUUUUGCCAAGCUCAAAAAUCUCAAGUAUCUUACAAUUACUAAGACCAAUGUGUAUGGCCCAAUACCAUCUUUCUUGAGCCAACUAAAAAACCUCGAGACUGUUGACCUUUCCUCCAACAAGCUCACGGGCCAAAUACCAAGCUCACUUUCCCAUUUGCCUAACAUUAAACUCUUACACUUGGGAGAUAAUAAGCUCACUGGCCCGAUUCCAGACUCAUUCGGAUCGUUCAAGAAACCCAGCCCAGAGAUCUAUCUAUAUAGCAAUAAGCUUUCUGGGCCCAUUCCGACUUCAUUUGGCCAAUUAGAUCCAGAGAGGUUAGACUUAUCUAGAAACAGGCUUGUCGGUGAUGCUUCGAUACUUUUCGGAAGCAAGAAAAGGUUGGUGUAUCUUGACCUUUCGAGAAACUUGUUGUCGUUUGAUUUUUCGAAAGUGGAUUUUCCAAAAAAGAGUUUGGCAAUAUUGAAUCUAAAUCAUAAUAAUAUUUAUGGAAAGAUUCCAGCAAUAGUAACCAAAGUGGAAGAUUUUCGAGAGUUUAAUUUGAGUUAUAAUUUGUUGUGUGGUCAAAUACCUCAAGGUGGAUAUUUGCACACAAGGUUUGACGUAUUUUCUUUCUAUCACAACAAGUGUUUGUGUGGAUCACCACUUCCAAAAUGCAAGUGAUAAUGGAAGAGACUAGCCAAGUGAAAAAUGAAUCUCUUCUUUUAAUAAGAACUUUUAUUUCGGGUGCCAUUGGAUUCUCAUGUCCAAUAUUGAAUCGCCAAGAUGAAUUGCUAUUCCACUUUUUUGUCCAAUGUGUAAGUAUUGGAAUGAAAUUAGCAUGAUAGUAACUAACUACUCAUAUUUAUAUGAUUUAUGUAAUUUUGUUAUGUUAUGUUUAAUUUUGUUUUGAGUAUUUAAAUUUGUGAGGAAAUUUUAUGUUGUUGUUUGUUUAUUUAAAGUAAUGUCAUUUGCUGCCAAUUAAUUUAAAAUUUAAAAAGUUCCUUUAUCAU
Trifolium pratense (red clover) is the source of this 1395-nucleotide messenger RNA. RefSeq names its product polygalacturonase inhibitor-like. Lineage: Eukaryota; Viridiplantae; Streptophyta; Magnoliopsida; Fabales; Fabaceae. The record is from RefSeq and is a predicted model, not a curated record. Bases 50 to 1066 code for a protein of 338 amino acids. The transcript has a single exon. Gene Ontology annotation, molecular function: protein binding.